Cynara cardunculus var. scolymus (artichoke) is the source of this 1069-nucleotide messenger RNA. RefSeq names its product protein LURP-one-related 11-like. The transcript has 2 exons. The coding region runs from base 57 to 707 and encodes 216 amino acids. NCBI's taxonomy places the organism in Eukaryota, Viridiplantae, Streptophyta, Magnoliopsida, Asterales, Asteraceae. The record is from RefSeq and is a predicted model, not a curated record.
UAUAUGUAUAUAUAACCCUCCUUCAUGUCCUAACGGAACUUGCUUUUCUCCUUUCAAUGGCUAAGGUUUAUCCUCGAACCCCAUCAUCAUCGUCAUCAUCUUCAUCAUCAUCAUCAUCAUCGUCAUCAUCUUCAUCAUCAUCAUCAUCAUCAUCAUCAUCAUCAUCAUCAUCAUCAUCAUAUGUGAGUUCAAAGCAAGAAUGCUUGACAAUAUGGAUGAAAUCUCUAGUAUACAACAGCCAUGGAUGCACUGCUUACAACUCGAAUGGCGAAAUCGUGUAUCGGGUCGAUAAUUACGACAAGAAAUGUAGCUCACAAGUCUUCUUGAUGGAUGUUCGAGGCAACGUUCUUUUCGCCAUUCAGAAAAAGAAAUUACGGGUUUUUGGAUGUUGGGACGGAUACAAAUGGGAUUUUUCCAAGAAACAACGAUGGUUUCGUGUUACAAGAAGACACGGUCGAAACGUUCGUGUAGAUUUAGGGUUUGGUCAUGGCGGUUACAAGAUUGUUAAAAACGGUGGGAAAUUAGGGUUCAAGAUUGUGAAUCUUGAUCGAGAUGGUGCUCUCGUUGCCGAGAUUAAACGAAAGCAAACCGCGUCAGGGAUAGAUCUUGGAAACGAUGUGUUCACGUUAACAGUGGAACCAGAUGUCGACCAAUCGUUGAUCAUGGCGAUUGUUAUGGUUCACGGGUUGAUCCAUCGUCAACUUUAAACGAUUUGGUUAACAAGAUCCGUCGUGGGUCUUGUUUAUUUCAAUUCAUCAAUGAAGGUUCCAAACCGGAUCUGAUUAUGGGUUCGUUUUUUUAUGUAAUUUCGAAGAGAAACGAAGAUGGGACCCACAAAAUGAAGAUCCGAAAUAGUGGAAAAAGGGGAGAGUAAACGAUAUCUUUGUGAAUAAUUGUUGUAAAUCAUACAAAGUUUUGAUAAUUGGUUUUUUGGUGGUUAAUUAAUCAUGUUUUUGGUGGUUGUACCAAACAUGAUAUAUACAUAUAUACAUGUUAUAUGUAUAUAUAUAAUCGAGCACAAUUGUUGUACCAUGUAAUAUUCGGCUUUUUUAUAACAAAUUUAAUUAAA